UACGCUCGCGUGGCAACGUUUUCUAGCAGUCCCCGAAAUGUGCUGAGGGGCACGAGAGCGCAGUAAGCCAAGUAGGACCAUUACCGCGAUCGGAAGGUUGGAGGCUUCUAGGGUGCAAGGGCAGGCAACAGGUGUGAGGCAACGGCAGUGUCCCUUUGAAGGGUGGCUGGUGGUUUGAGUCUCCUAUCUGCGUGGCGCAAGUCUUGGGUGGGGCCCCACCCGUGAAUUGUGCACCGUGCGGCUGUCGCUGCUGCUGCAAGGGCAACGCGACAGGGCGCCCAAGUCGGGAAGAUGAGGCUUGGCAGACGGACCUCCAACGCAAUUGCCUCAGGCUUAAGUCCAGCGGUGGAAGCAUCGCGAGCUGGAUGCCACGCUGAGCAGCUUGCCUUGAAUUCCGGCUUCCUUAUUCCGUAUCCUAGACAGAGACUGACGCGAUGCUCGCAAUUCCACCUGCUGGCCCUGAUCCUCGUGUCAGUACUCGUGCGAGGAUUCGCCGUCGGCAAACGGAGCCCCCUUGGAAACGGCGCAGGCCCAGGUACAAGAUGUCUCAGUUCUUCGGCCGGUAGCAGCACCUCCACCGACAUCGAUCACGAGAACGCGACAUCGGUCUGCCUCGUUUGCGGAGUACAUCUCCUCCUUGUUCUGUGGGACAUGAGGGUAAGACGUUGUAAGUGGAACACAGUGAUGCGCCUCUGCAUGCCCCUACUGGAUGUUGUGGCGUUACAGCCUCGAUAUUGGUGGGAUGAUAGACAUCCGCAGCCAUCGAGCCUUGCAGCAAUAAUGAAUGAGUGGCAAGCCAUGACGAUCUCGACGCCACAGUCCUUUGAACGGGUUGGCUGCCAAAUUUGCUUCUCCCCGAGGGUACUGGCUAUCACCAUGCUUCUUGCUGACGCAGCCAACCUGACCUCUUGAAGAUGUCGGCCACAAGAAUGAGAUUUGACAACACGAUAUGAAUGUGAGAAAGGAGACGAAGAAGAAGCGAAGAAGAGGGAGCAGAUGCAUACACAGAUGAGGUAGGUAAGGAGGGGCACGAGGGGACGACCACGGCCACUGCAACAGAUUGUCUCUCAAG
Molecule: messenger RNA, 1072 nt
Organism: Microstroma glucosiphilum
Lineage: Eukaryota; Fungi; Basidiomycota; Exobasidiomycetes; Microstromatales; Microstromataceae
Exons: 2
Coding region: 292-912 (206 amino acids)
Source: RefSeq, a predicted model, not a curated record